AACACUAGCUACCAACAAUUCAUUUCUUGAGCCAGCUAGUUUUCCUUCCCUUUGCAUCCAUCCCAAAGCUAGCCGUUGGAAAUGGGUUCAAGGGCGUUGGCAACAACUGCUUUCCUCAUCACUCUCAACCUUCUCUUCUUUACUCUUGUAAGUUCAACUCAAUGCCCACCACCACCAAAGAGCCCAAAACAUCAUCACCAUAAAGCCAGUACUUGCCCUAAAGACACCCUCAAGUUAGGUGUAUGUGCUAACUUACUCAAYGACUUGGUUCACCUAGUCGUUGGUACACCACCAAAGACUCCUUGCUGCAGCCUCCUCGGUGACCUUGUUGAUCUUGAGGCAGCUGUUUGUCUUUGCACUGCCAUUAAAGCUAAUGUCUUGGGUAUUAACCUCAAUGUGCCUGUUUCUUUGAGCUUGUUGCUUAACUACUGUGGAAAGAAGGUCCCAAAAGGCUUCCAAUGCGCCUAGAGAUCCAUUUUGCAUUGUUUAUUUCAUUUUUCUAAAGUUGGUUCAUUUCUAUGAUCCCAUUCUCUUUGGUGUGUACGUUUUCAUCUUAGAUUUGAGUGUUUUAUUUUGUUAAAGAUAUUGAUUUGAGUACGAAUGCUCCUCACCUUCUCUUGUAUUUUCGAUCCUGUCACAAUGUGACUAGGGUUGUAUUAUUGUUAUUCAAAAAUAAAAAUUCAUAUAUCCUCAAUA
Molecule: messenger RNA, 696 nt
Organism: Cynara cardunculus var. scolymus (artichoke)
Lineage: Eukaryota; Viridiplantae; Streptophyta; Magnoliopsida; Asterales; Asteraceae
Product: 14 kDa proline-rich protein DC2.15-like
Exons: 1
Coding region: 82-468 (128 amino acids)
Source: RefSeq, a predicted model, not a curated record